Messenger RNA from Ectocarpus siliculosus, 504 nucleotides. The record is from the annotation of a GenBank genome assembly. NCBI's taxonomy places the organism in Eukaryota, Phaeophyceae, Ectocarpales, Ectocarpaceae.
AUGCGGUGGUGCAUUUCUUCGCCCUCGUCGCGUGGCAGGGUUGCCAUUUUCGAGCGGGGGAACGGCGAUGUGGUCGAGGUAGGGUACGACAUGCUAGUGGGCGCGGACGGGGUCAACAGUCGCGUGCGCAAGUCGCUUGAGGAGAGUGUGCCCGACUUUACCGUCCGACAGCGAGAGGAUCACAUGGCCUUCAAGACGAUCGAAAUCCCGAUCAUGGGCAUGGAGGAAGCAGACGAGAGCUGGAAAGAGCGCUUUCACGUCAUCAACUCAGAGGUCGGGUGUAUUGGUGCCGCUCCGCGUCCAGGCGGCAAGCUCACGGCGGUGGUUAUCCUACCCAGCUCCGGCAAGACUUCAUUCGGCGCGCUCAUGAAGACCACGCAAGACGUGCGCGGGUUCUUCGGACGCCACUACCCCAGCGCCUUCGGCGGCGAAGGGCCUAGCGUGGAGGUUGCCAAAGACUUCCAUGAGCGACGGUGGGAGGGUGUGGGAUUGCCACCUACGUAG